AGAUGAGUGAGACGUUUGGGUCACCAUCAGAAUGCAGAGUAGAGAUUUAGAGUUAAGAAGUUGUUGUGUGGACAAAUAUUUACACUAAGCAAUCCAGGAAGAAGUAGUGACUACUGUGGCUUUUCUGGUGGUUUGAUGAAGGAGAGAUAUUGAAGGCAGCUUAUGGGAAGACUAUCAGCCGAAUUCAACUUCAGUGGUGAGAUCUGCAUUAGGUGGUUACAUUUAACUUGAGUUAACCACAGGAUUUUUUAAGAAUGCUUUAGGCACACAGAGACUGUGCAGAGUAGAAUGAGUUGUUUUGCUUUAGAUAGUGGAAUCGGUAGACUGAAGAGCAGGUAGCUAGGCAUAACCAAGCACAGUCAGUCAGUGCUCUCUCCACCCAUCUCUGCUUGAAGAAGCAUCACAUGCGGACAGCCAUGAAAUUCAACCAGUGUGUACAACAGCAAGCUCCGGAGAACAGCGACAACAAAGUGUGGAAAUGGUGAGAAUAUUCUCUCUCGGCUAACAGGCUUUCUCAAUAGGAACAUGGUUUUACCAGUAAUGUUUGAUGAGUGAAGUACUAACCUACAUUGUCCUGUAGUGUUAGCAUAGUGAAAUGUGUGAAUGUGUUUUUUUCCUCCUUUUGCUUUUGGUUUGUCAUUAGGUGACAGUAAGGACCUGAAAUACUGGUAUACCUGUGUACGCUUGUAACGCCAAGGUAGUGGGUUCGAUCCCCGGGACCACCCAUACACAAAAAUGUAUGCACGCAUGACUGUAAGUCGCUUUGGAUAAAAGCGUCUGCUAAAUGGCAUAUUAUUAUUAUUAUUAUUACUAGUAUCAAUGGUAUCUACAGAUAGUAUCCAUCUGUAGAGUAUCUAUGGUCAUAUGGGCAUGGUUUUACUCUCAUUUGUAAACAGUGAAAUUUAAAAUGAGAAGUACUAUUCCUACAUUGCCAGCUGUAGGUUGAGGUUAUUAUCAGUGAGUAUGCUAUUUGUAACUAAAUGAGCCAUAGCACUGAUGAACACAGGCACAUUGUGACAUUGUCCAUAUUUGGUCUUUAAUGAAACAUGGAAGAGGGUUUUGCCAACCUGUUUAGCCAGACUUUCUCCAAUGGGAGAAGGGGCAGGGUGUGGGUGAGGGCUUGGCUGUUCUGAUAUUGGAUUAUAACACAGGCUAAUUGUGUGCUCACUGCUCACGUAUGUCACACAAACAAAUACAUGUUUUUACAAAGUACCUUUCUUAAAGCCCACCCAAUGUUACGUUUUGUAAAGAUGUUUUCUCAUGUAUCGAAACUGUUAUUUCGUUGCAUUUGUAGCCUAUUCCUGUGUAGAAUUGUAAUUUGUGCCUUUCGUGAAUAGAGGUACAGUCAGAGAAAGUCACGAGUUGGGUUGUGUCUUCGGUCUGUCAUGGUUUGACACAAGCCCCCACCUCACCCCACGAGCAAUAAUGACUGUGGUGCACUGCACAAACCCUCUCUGGCUAACACAGAGGACUCAGUUGUUGACAAUAAACAGAUACACAUUUAGAAAGGCAGAAACAACAUAUUGAAACCUUGAUUUAUAAUGAAAGAUGAUCCUCCAAGUACACAUACUGUACCUUACCACUAAUCUCAGCAACGAAGAAUCUCACGUAAACUACUCAAUUCCAUUAACAGUCCAUGAGAGAUUAAUAAUGACCAACAUCCUCAAGAUAUCGAUGGUUAUGCUGCCAGAUGGUAUAUUUGCGUACUACCGUACCCCAAAGGAGAUGAUGGGGAAUAUGAAAACGUUGUUUCUCUCCAAAGGAAUUAUUGAUCUGGCAACCCAAGUUGAUUUAAAGUCAAUAUUUUGCUUAUCAGGCAACCCAAGUUGACCUUAUGUCAGUGUUUUACAUACAGUAGUCCUAUUUCAAGGAUAUGGAAACCCAAGUUGAUGUUAUUUACAUUUUUGUCAUUUAGCAGACGCUCUUAUCCAGAGCGACUUACAGUAGUGAGUGCAUAAAUUGUUUUACUUUUUCGUACUGGUCCCCGUGGGAAUCGAAUCCACAACCAUGGCGUUGCAAGUGGCAUGCUCUACCAACUGAGCCACAUGGGAACUAUGUCUCUUUUACAGUGGCAGUCUUAUGGUACCGGAAGCCAAACAACAAUAGAGGAAGCAGUGUAGUGUGUAAUGUAGUAAGCUGGUGUUAUCAUGUGUGGUCCAUUUCUUGAAUUUGUACUGUUGUAUUACUGUUUUAACACAUUUUCUAUGUAAAACAAACCUCAAUUUCAACAGACAGAGUAUCUCAUCCUAAACAGUAUCUCAAAAUAACAAUUUUAUAUUGUACAAAAACUACAGACUACAGCCCAACUCUGGUUUGCCUCAAUUAGGCUACUUUGUAUGAAGGCCUAUAGAUUAGUUUUUGUUUUAAUCGACCAUUUGCGUUUCAAGUUAAGGUCAUGUGUAACCAGCUCAUAAAGUCAACAAGGACUGCUAAAGCCAAUCACAUGCAUUGUGUAAUGAUAAAUUACAAGUAGCCUUACUUUUAAUGAAUGAUGACAAAGUGCAAGUUUACCGCUUACGGUAUCUACCACAUACAGUAUCUGUAUGCUCUGUCAACAAACACUAUUCUUCAAACCCCUCGAAAAUUUACAUGACACUGGAAAUUAGGGCCGGACGAUACUAGUAGCGCGAUACUCGUUAGUAUCGUGCAAGGAAACAAUACACGAAGCAGAGUUAAUUUAUUUGGGAAAACAGCCGUAAUGUUGGGAACAAACAUAAUUAUGUUGACAUCUAGAGUCACAUUCAUUUAUUUUCUAAGCUAUAGCACACAAUUUUUUAUAUACAGCAGGUUUUUAAAGGACCAAAGAGUUUGGUCGGCUUCGUGUUUUCAUUUUUGCCAUGGAAAAAAUAUUGAUAUACUGGUAUCGUCACAGCCCUACUGGAAAUGUUAUACAAAUACAACAGUGGAAGUUGACAAGAAAAAUACGUCCUUAUUAUGACACCAAAGCGUUUCAACGUGUCGCCUUCAUCAGGGUAUUAUUCCUGCACCUUGGUUGGAAUGUCAGGUCACUGUGAUGCGUUUAUGUAAAUGUAUGGUCCCUGUCUUGACCCUGCUGCCAGUGUUACUAGACUAAGCCCCAGCCAAUAAUAGGAUAGGUGUUAAGCAGCUCUGCCUCUUAUCCAACUGGUCAAAACAAACAGUAUGAAGUAACACUGAGCCAACAACCACAAGAGCUCAAAACAUGGCUGCUGAGAGCUCACCAUGCCCAAACCAGAAAUGUUCAACAGCCGCAAAGUUUACAGGCUACAGUAGUGAGCAACCAUGAGAGAAUUACAACUAUAUGUUUAUUCACCUCAAAAUGUCAAGAAAGACUAUGACUUGUGUCAAACUACAGUUCUUAGCUGUAAGUUUACAAAUGGUGCUCCAUCAAAAUUGAAUAAUUUUGGAAAGCCCCAUUUAGUCAAGGAGUCAUACAUAGCUCUAUAUUACGGAACAACAGCUCUUUACUGCUGCAAUCCUUUUGAUCAAACGAUGAGUGAUUAAAAAGUACAGUUCAUUAUUACCCUUAGAAAAGGUAUUGAUUACCUGUGGUCUUUCUUUCUCACCACCCAGGCACAUACAGGACCCAGCCAGCCAGAGACUGACGUGGAACAAGCCUCCCAAAAGUGUCCUUGUCAUCAAGAAGAUCCAGGAUGCCAGUCUACUGCAGCCUUUCAAAGAGCUCUGUGUGUUUCUCACAGAAGUAGGACAUUUGUACUUUUUGCAGUGACCUACAGUGUGCAGAGGCUCUCUAGUCUCAAAUUAUAGCUACCUGCACCUUAGCGGCCUUGACGGGUGUGUGUAGUUCAGUUUCAGUAGAAAGUCUGCCAUUAAGUCCCUAAAAACAGAAAUAUUAGUGACUGAGAAUAUAUACACUGCUCAAAAUAAUAAAGGGAACACUUAAACAACACAAUGUAACUCCAAGUCAAUCACACUUCUGUGAAAUCAAACUGUCCACUUAGGAAGCAACACUGAUUGACAAUAAAUUUCACAUGCUGUUGUGCAAAUGGAAUAGACAACAGGUGGAAAGUAUAGGCAAUUAGCAAGACACCCCCAAUAAAGCACUGGUUCUGCAGGUGGUGACCACAGACCACUUCUCAGUUCCUAUGCUUCCUGGCUGAUGUUUUGGUCACUUUUGAAUGCUGGCAGUGCUUUCACUCAAGUGGUAGCAUGAAACGGAGUCUACAACCCACACAAUUGGCUCAGGUAGUGCAGCUCAUCCAGGAUGGCACAUCAAUGCGAGCUGUGGCAAGAAGGUUUGCUGUGUCUGUCAACGUAGUGUCCAGAGCAUGGAGGCGCUACCAGGAGACAGGCCAGUACAUCAGGAGACGUGGAGGAGGCCGUAGGAGGGCAACAACCCAGCAGCAGGACCGCUACCUCCGCCUUUGUGCAAGGAGGAGCAGGAGGAGCACUGCCAGAGCCCUGUAAAAUGACCUCCAGCAGGCCACAAAUGUGCAUGUGUCUGCUCAAACGGUCAGAAACUCCAUGAGGGUGGUAUGAGGGCCUGACGUCCACAGGUGGGGGUUGUGCUUACAGCCCAACACCGUUCAGGACGUUUGGCAUUUGCCAGAGAACACCAAGAUUAGCAAAUUCGCCACUGGCGCCCUGUGCUUUUCACAGAUGAAAGCAGGUUCACACUGAGCACGUGACAGACGUGACAGAGUCUGGAGACGCCGUGGAGAACGCUCUGCUGCCUGCAACAUCCUCCAGCAUGACCGGUUUGGCGGUGGGUCAGUCAUGGUGUGGGGUGGCAUUUCUUUGUGGGGCCGCACAGCCCUCCAUGUGCUCGCCAGAGGUAGCCUGACUGUCAUUAAGUACCGAGAUGAGAUCCUCAGACUCCUUGUGAGACCAUAUGCUUGUGCGGUUGGCCCUGGAUUCCUCCUAAUGCAAGACAAUGCUAGACCUCAUGUGGCUGGAGUGUGUCAGCAGUUCCUGCAAGAGGAAGGCAUUGAUGCUAUGGACUGGCCUGCCCGUUCCCCAGACCUGAAUCCAAUUGAGCACAUCUGGGACAUCAUGUCUCGCUCCAUCCACCUAGCCAUGUUGCACCACAGACUGUCCAGGAGUUGGCGGAUGCUUUAGUCCAGGUCUGGGAGGAGAUCCCUCAGGAGACCAUCCGCCACCUCAUCAGGAGCAUGCCCAGCCAUUGUAGGGAGGUCAUACAGGCACGUGGAGGCCACACACACUACUGAGCCUCAUUUUGACUUGUUUUAAGGACAUUACAUCAAAGUUGGAUCAGCCUGUAGUGUGGUUUUCCACUUUAAUUUUGAGUGUGACUCCAAAUCCAGACCUCCAUGGGUUGAUACAUUUGAUUUCCAUUGAUAAUUUUUGUGUGAUUUUGUUGUCAGCACAUUCAACUAUGUAAAGAAAAAAGUAUUUAAUAAGAUUAUUUCAUUCAUUCAGAUCUAGGAUGUUAUUUUAGUGUUCCCUUAAUUUUUUUGAGCAGUGUAUUACAAAAAUACAUUUUUGUACACUUUUAUACCUCACUAGAAAGUAAAGCUGCUUGUAAACUGUACAGUCUGAAUAUUCUUUCGACCAAUUAGUCUUCUAAAGGGUAAUAUGAAAGCAUUACCAGGGUUCGCACAAGGUGCUUGAGGUGCUUAAAGUACUUGAAUUUGGCACUCUGAUAUUCAAAUACUGGAAUGCCUUGAAAAUCUGACAUUUUCUCAAGUUGGUACUUGAAAAGUACUUGAAUUAAAAUGAGGAGGACAGAAAAUUAUCAAAUAUGUUCAUAUGAAAAAUAUUAGAAAACUGUAUUGGUCUUGCAAAUUAAUUUCCAGGCAGACUACCAAGUUUUAUUUCCUCACGUGUUUUGCGCUCUGGUUGCCAGGCGAGCUCGCUCAUUCCAUCCACACUGCCACUCAGCCAGGCAGGUACAGACUGACUGAUUAGGCGCCGCCAAACGUCACAUCGAUAGAUAAAAUGCCGGGCAAAUGUAGAUUUAAUUCAGCCUGGCAGGAUAUUGAUUUUUUUGAAUGGGUUUUGCCAAACCCAUCAAGGGAUGUAGUGGAGGGUAAACGCUGUUUACGCACUGUUUUAUUUGUGAAAUAGCGUUUACUCACCUUUUUUAUUUGGUUAAUUAUCAUUUACCCACUUAUUAUUGCGUUCCCAGCGUUGAUCAACACUCAGAAGGCUUCUUGAUCUCAGUUCUAAUCACGCAUGCCUCUGCGAACGAGUGGAAUCAUGAGUGAUUCAUGUAUGCUCGUUAUGUCCUCCUGCUCCAUACACCACUCUGUCCAAUGGGAAACUCCGCCCCACGACAUAGGCAGAGAGGUGAAACGAACUACCUCAGCCAGACCUACAGUGGCAAGUAGCAGAGGGACGCCGCUGACAGUGAGAAUUCUUUUAACAUCCUUCGACUCCUGCCGUGUCAACAGACAUACCCCAAACAACCCCCCCUGACUCUCGGAGAAUGAGUGUACAACUGGUAAAUAGUCGCUGAUAUUUCAGUCAGAAGUCUAGCUAGCUAGGUAGAUAAAGGGCUCUAGCUAUUAGCCAGGUACUGUAGCUAGCUAUAACUAGCUGGCUAGAAGGAUGACGUUAGUAGUACAGUGGUUCCCAAACUUGGGGUCUGGGACCCAUGUGAGGUCCCCUACAAUUUAAAUAAGGUCCCCUGGGAGAGUCUUUAAUCUUAUCAAACACAUUAAGAACUUGUUUCUCUUCAAAUGGGUAUAGAAUACAACAUUUUAGAGUCAACUAAGGGCCUUUUACACUGUCAGAAUUCACUUUCAUGUCAUUAUGUGUUGGGACAGCCUGUGGGAUCAAACAUUUUGUGAAAUAUAAAGACAAUUUAAUAUUUUGUACACUGAACAAAAAUAUAAACACAAAAUACAACAAUUUCAAUGACUUUACUGAGUUACAGUUCAUAUAAGGAAAUCAGUCAACAUCAUCAGUCCUGACUUACCAAUCAUGUAUGUAGUAAAUAAGUAGUGAAACACGUAUUAUUGAGUAGAACUUGUAAGGUAGCUUAGUGGGUAAGAGCGUUAUGCCAGUAACCGAAAGGUCGCUGGUUCUAAUCCCCGAGCCGACUAGGUGAAAAAUCUGUUGAUGUACCCUUAAGCAAGGCACUUAAACCUAAUUGCUCAUGUAAGUCGCUCUGGAUAAGUGUCUGCGAAAUGACUAAAAUGUAAUGAAUAGUACGUUUUUUUUUUUUUUAUGAGGUUGUGGUGAUAUACUGCCAUCUGGUGGCGACUAGAAACAAUUGCAUAAUAGGAACUAUUACAAAUUGAUGGUCCUUGAAAAUAAAUAUUAGUGCUUGAAAAUGUACUUGAAAGUCCUUGAAUUUGACUUGCAACUGUCUGGACAAACCCUGCAUUACAUGUGCAUGUUGCUAAUACGUAUGUUUAUACUUGUGCAUUGUUCUACCAGAAAAACAUGAUUGUUUACGUGGAGAGGAAGGUUCUGGCGGACCCAGCCAUCGCGGCCGAUGAGAGCUUUGCGGCCGUCAUCCAGAAGUUCUGCACCUUCAGAGAAGGUGAGGAGACCACGAACCGUCAUCAGAGGACUGGGUCGUAUUCAUUAAUGCACAAAGUAACCUUUUUUUUGCAACAGAAAACGAAAAUGCAUUAUCUUAUGGGAGAAGUUUAGGUAGUCCCUCCCUUUUUUGGCAUUUUUCUUCCAUUUGGUGCCUUGUGAAUACGAUGCUGAAGGAUGAUAGAUUAAUCUGUAUGACUCUAUGUAGCUAGUGAUGUACAGAUGUAGGAUCUUAAUUUGAGCCAGUAUGCUACAGCAGGAAAAUUAUCCUGCAGCAACAGGAAAUGUGAAUUAUUAUGUAGAUUAUAAAUAAUUUACAAUUUUGUAGGGGUUGACAAAUGUUUUGUUAGGGCAAAUCGAGUCAAAUUUCAAAUACAGAUUUUAGAAGAUUUUUUAAAACUCAAAUGCACUACAAGUUUGCAUUUCCUGCUUUGCAGGAAAAUUCUCAGCAACAAAAGUGAUCAAAUUAAGAUCCUACAUCUGUAGUGUCAAUGUCAGGAUUGUCUAUGAAUGUCUAUGAAACUCUCACUUGAAGUAGUAUAGCGUUCUCUUACCAACAUUAACCUAAUGUGUUUGGAUGCACACCACAGAUCUCGAUGACAUCUCCAAUCGAGUGGACUUCAUCAUCUGUCUUGGUGGAGAUGGGACCUUACUUUACGCGUCGUCACUCUUCCAGGUAUGCAUUUACUAUUCACUUUUCCUAGUAUAGUAAACAUACUCAUUUGUCAGUUUUUGAAUAUACUGUGAAUUGUAGUAAAAUAAAUAUUGAAUGCGCUUGUUUCCAUAGCUUGCUUGUGUGUAUGUGCUGAUGUGUGUUGUGUUUUCAGAAGAGUGUUCCACCUGUUAUGGCCUUCCACCUGGGUUCUCUGGGCUUCCUCACGCCUUUCAACUUUGACACGUACCAGUCUCAGGUCACCCAAAUCAUUGAGGGUACGUCUUUAGGCUUGGCCUUACCGAAUUUCAACAACAGGAGCCUUACUCUCUUAUCUGUAUGCCGGUGGCUGUUUACACGGCACAAGUUGUGCUUCAGUUAACAUUUCUAGCUGCUAGGUUUACAUUUACGUUUUACAUUUUACAUGCUACUUUUAGUUAAACAAAAGUUUGUGUGUUUGUCUGUCUGUCUGUCCGUCUGUCUGUCUGCUGAGCAGGCAACACCGCUAUCAUCCUGCGCAGUCGCCUGCGGGUGCGAGUGGUGAAGGAGAGCCGAGAGAAGAAGGCCCGGGUGGACGAGAAGGGCAUCAUCAUGACCAACGGAGACAGUGAGGGCAGCCGCAAAGCCAUGCAGUACCAGGUGAGCUCUACACAGUACACCUGACUGGUAUGUCACCCCAGUAUUAUGGUUAGUACCACAAUAGGUUCCUAGCAUCAUGAUAACGUGGCACAUCUCAGUCAAAGGACUCAUGCUUGUUGUCUUUACUCUGUGGUCACUGGGUGUUCACCUAUUGUUGCGACAUGUGUUAAACAAAUAUGCAGUCAUUGGGUGCGUAGAAAGGAGGCUACAUGUAGCAGACAAAAGGCGUUUAUUCUGGUGCACAAAAUCAAAUACUAAGGAACUCAAGGUUUUGCUCGCCUGAGGUAGAGUAUCUUAUGAUAAGCUGUAGACCACACUAUUUACCAAGAGAGUUUUCAUCUAUAUUUUUCAUAGCUGUCUAUUUACCACCACAAACCAAUGCUGGCAUUAAGAUUGCACUGAAUGAGUUGUACAAGGCCAUAAAUCAACAGGAAAACGCUCAUCCAGAUGCAGCGCUCCUAGUGGCCGGGGACUUUAAUGCAGGGAAACUUAAAUCCGUUCUACCUAAUUUCUACCAGCAUGUUAAAUGUGCAACCAGAGGAAAAAAAACUCUAGACCACCUUUACUCCACACACAGAGACGAAUACAAAGCUCUCCCUCGCCCUCCAUUUGGCAAAUCUGACCAUAACUCUAUCCUCCUGAUUCCUGCUUAUAAGCAAAAACUAAAGCAGGAAGCACCAGUGACUCGGUUAAUAAAAAAGUGGUCAGAUGACGCAGAUGCUAAGCUACAGGACUGUUUUGCUAGCACAGACUGGAACAUGUUCCGGGAUUCUUCAGACAGCAUUGAGGAGUACACCACAUCAGUCACUGGCUUCAUCAAUAAGUGCAUCGAUGAUGUCAUCCCCACAGUGACCGUACGUACAUACCCCAACCAGAAGCCAUGGAUUACAGGAAACAUCCGCACUGAGCUAAAGGGUAGAGCUGCCGCUUUCAAGGAACGGGACUCUAACCCGGACGCUUAUAAGAAAUCCCGCUAUGACCUCCGACGAACCAUCAAACAGGCAGAGUCAAUACAGGACUAAGAUUGAAUCGUACUACACUGGCUCUGACGCUCGUCGGAUGUGGCAGGGCUUGAAAACUAUUACAGACUACAAAGGGAAGCACAGCCGCGAGCUGCCCAGUGACACAAGCCUACCAGACGAGCUUAACCACUUCUAUGCUCGCUUCGAGGCAAGCAACACUGAAGCAUGCAUGAGAGCACCAGCUGUUCCGGAUGACUAUGUGAUCACGCUCUCCGUAGCCGAUGUAAGACUUUUAAGCAGGUCAACAUUCACAAGGCCGCAGGGCCAGACGGAUUACCAGGACGUGUACUCCGAGCAUGUGCUGACCAACUGGCAAGUGUCUUCACUGACAUUUUCAACAUGUCCCUGACUGAGUCUGUAAUACCAACAUGUUUCAAGCAGACCACCAUAGUCCCCGUGCCCAAGGACUCUAAGAUAACCUGCCUAAAUGACUACCGACCCGUAGCACUGACGUCUGUAGCCAUGAAGUGCUUUGAAAGGCUGGUCAUGGCUCACAUCAACAGCAUUAUCCCAGAAACCCUAGACCCACUCCAAUUUGCAUACCGCCCCAACAGAUCCACAGAUGAUGCAAUCUCUAUUGCACUCCACACUGCCCUUUCCCACCUGGACAAGAGGAACACCUACGUGAGAAUGCUAUUCAUUGACUACAGCUCAGCAUUCAACACCAUAGUGCCCUCUAAGCUCAUCACUAAGCUAAGGAUCCUGGGACUAAACACCUCCCUCUGCAACUGGAUCCUGGACUUCCUGACGGGCCGCCCCCAGGUGGUAAGGGUAGGUAACAACACAUCUGCCACACUGAUCCUCAACACGGGGGCCCCUCAGGGGUGCGUGCUCAGUUCCCUCCUGUACUCUCUGUUCACCCAUGACUGCAUGGCCAGGCACGACUCCAACACCAUCAUUAAGUUUGCCGACGACACAACAGUGGUAGGCCUGAUCACCGACAACGAUGAGACAGCCUAUAGGGAGGAGGUCAGAGACUUGGCUGUGUGGUGCCAGGACAACAACCUCUCCCUCAACGUGACCAAGACAAAGGAGAUGAUUGUGGACUACAGGAAAAAAAAGAGGACUGAGCACGCCCCCAUUCUCAUCGACGGGGCUGUAGUGGAACAGGUUGAGAGCUUCAAGUUCCUUGGUGUCCACAUCACCAACGAACUAUCAUGGUCCAAACACACCAAGACAGUCGUGAAGAGGGCACGACAAAGCCUAUUCCCCCUCAGGAGACUGAAAAGAUUUGUCAUGGGUCCUCAGAUCCUCAAAAAAUUCUACAGCUGCACCAUCGAGAGCAUCCUGACUGGUUGCAUCACCGCCUGGUAUGGCAACUGCUUGGCCUCCGACCGCAAGGCACUACAGAGGGUAGUGCGUACGGCCCAGUACAUCACUGGGGCAAAGCUUCCUGCCAUCCAGGACCUCUAUACCAGGCGGUGUCAGAGGAAGGCCCUCAAAAUUGUCAAAGACUCCAGCCACCCUAGUUAUAGACUGUUCUCUCUGCUACCGCACGGCAAGCGGUACCGGAGUGCCAAGUCUAGGUCCAAAAUACUUCUCAACAGCUUCUACCCCCAAGCCAUAAGACUCCUGAACAGCUAAUCAUGGCUACCCGGACUAUUUGCACUGCCCCCCCCACCCCAUCCUUUUUACGCUGCUGCUACUCUGUUAAUUAUUUAUGCAUAGUCACUUUAACUCUACCCACAUGUACAUAUUACCUCAACUACCUCAACUAGCCGGUGCCCCCGCACAUUGACUCUGCAACGGUACCCCCCUGUAUAUAUAGCCUCCCUACUGUCACUUUAUUUUACUUCUGCUCUUUUUUUUCUCAACACUUAUUUUUGUUGUUGUUUUAUUUUUAAAAAUAAAUGCACUGUUGGUUAAGGGCUGUAAGUAAGCAUUUCACUGUAAUGUCUGCACCUGUUGUAUUCGGCGCAUGUGACCAAUAAAAUUUGAUUUGAUUUAAUUUGACCACAGAAACCUACGGCAUGAUAAAAUACCAGGAAUGUCGAAAUGUACAACCUGUUCUGGGGUUUGUAAGGUGGCAGCAAUCCUUCAGGUCUAGUUUCACUUCCUCCUUAUUUUUUUGAGGUAGUCUGUCACAUGGACUUGUUUCCCUGCUUUUCUGUAGUUCUAGCAAUGCACCCUAUGUGCUUCCAUUUUGUCCUGGUGCUAUCAUGUAUCAUAGGGUUGAUGUACGUGGGCUACAUGGGGUGUUUGAGUUGUGAUCGUAGUUCAAAUCAAAUUUUAUUUGUCACAUGCGCCGAAUACAACAUAUGUAGACCUUACAGUGAAAUGCUUACUUACAAGCCCUUAACAAACAAUGCAGUUUUAAGAAAAAUAAGUGUUAGGUAAAAAAUAGAUGAGUAAAAAAGAAAAAUAACAAAUAAUUAAAGAGCAGCAGUAAAAUAACAGUAGCGAGGCUAUAUACAGGGGGUACCGGUACAGAGUCAAUGUGCGGGGUCACAGGUUAAUUGAGGUAAUAUGUACAUGUAGGUAGAGUUAAAGUGACUAUGCAUAGAUAAUAAACAGAGAGUAGCAGCAGCGUAAAAGAGGGGGUGGGGUGGACAAUGCAAAUAGUCCGGGUAGCCAUGAUUAGCUGUUCAGGAGUCUUAUGUCUUGGGGGUAGAAGCUGUUAAGAAGCCUUUUUGACCUAGACAUGGCACUCCGGUACCACUUGCCGUGCGGUAGCAGAGAGAACAGUCUAUGACUAGGGUGGCUGGAGUCUUUGACAAUUGUUAGGGCCUUCCUCUGACACCGCCUGGUAUAGAGGUCCUGGAUGGCAGGAAGCUUGGCCCAUACGCUCUGUAGUGCCUUGCGGUCAGAGGCCGAGCAGUUGCCAUACCAGGCAGUGAUGCAACCAGUCAGGAUGCUCUCGAUGGUGCAGCUGUAUAACGUUUUGAGGAUCUGAGGACCCAUACCAAAUAUUUCCAGUCUCCUGAGGGGGAAUUGGCUUUGUCGUGCCCUUUUCACGACUGUCUUGGUGUGUUUGGCCCAUGAUAGUUUGUUGGUGAUGUGGACACCAAGGAACUUGAAGCUCUCAACCUGCUCCACUACAGCCCCGUAGAUGAGAAUGGGGGCAUGCUCGGUCCUCUUCUUUUUCCUGUAGUCCACAAUCAUCUCCUUUGUCUUGAUCACAUUGAGGGAGAUGUUGUUAUCCUGGCACCACGCGGCCAGUUCUCUGACCUCCUCCCUAUAGGCUGUCUCAUCGUUGUCGGUAAUCAGGCCUACCACUGUUGUGUCGUCAGCAAACUUAAUGAUGGUGUUGGAGUCGUGCCUGGCCAUGCAGUCAUGGGUGAACAGGGAGUUCAGGAGUGGACUUAGCACGCACCCCUGAGGGGCCCCAGGGUUGAGGAUUAGCGUGGCAGAUGUGUUGUUACCUACCCUUACCACCUGGGGGCGGCCCGUCAGGAAGUCCAGGAUCCAGUUGCAGAGGGAGGCGUUUAGUCCCAGGGUUCUGCAUUGUCAUCAUACACACAGUCCCUACUCCCUACUGAGUGGGCUUUGAUAAGUCAUAACAUAGGGCUGGGUUCAAAAAGUAUUCCCAAAGUAACUAACAACAUGGCUAGUGGAGUAUCUCUGGUUAACAUGACUCUGGGUGUCCUGGUCCAACAGGUGCUGAAUGAGGUGGUGGUGGACCGAGGCCCGUCCUCCUACCUUUCCAACGUGGACCUCUUCUUAGACGGACACCUCAUCACCACGGUACAGGGAGACGGUGAGUAGUAAACCCCUCAACCUGCUGCUACUGGGUUAAAGGACAUGUUUUACCCCAUCUGUAUUAACUGCCUCACUUUUAUUCCCCACUUUACUUAGAAAUUUCACUCAAAUAAUACAGGGUUUCGUUGUUAAUGCAGCUAGCUCUGAUUUCAAGUUGUACCAGGGUUUAGAUGCUGUAACUGGUCGUUAUACUUUGAUGUUUAUGCAACUGCUUACUGCUUGUGUACAAGCCCAGAGGGAGAAAUAUUUUGAAGUACAAACAUGGUGCUGAUGGUCUAUUAAUGGUGCAUACUGUUGCAGCUUGCCUUGUUGGUAGAUUUGGCUGAGAGGGCAAAGUUUAGUCUUUGCUUUGCUAUCUGUCCUUCACUACUUCCUAGUAACUCCCUUUCUGGAAGCCUCUCAGGGUCUUUCUGAAUGUCAGAGGUAUUUUCGUUGUCUUGGGGACGGUUUACUGUGUUUUGGAACUUCUUUCAGCUCGUUGUUGGUGUUUUUAGGCUUGAGUGUUGGUGGUGGUGUGGUCAAAGUAGUGUCUGUCUCAGACUGUCUGUGUGUUUGUGUUGUCUCAGGUGUGAUAGUGUCGACUCCCACAGGCAGCACUGCGUACGCAGUGGCAGCCGGAGCCUCCAUGAUCCACCCCAACGUGCCGGCCAUCAUGAUCACCCCCAUCUGCCCCCACUCACUGUCCUUCAGACCCAUAGUGGUGCCUGCUGGGGUGGAACUCAAGGUAAACACAAACACACACACACAAAUGCACAUUCAUACACACACAUGCGUUCAGCAUACUGUCAUUAUCCAUUUACUGCUCCUCUCCAGAAAAUGUGUAUUGAACAGCACACAAGCAAUUACCAGGUAACCAAUGACCAGUCUGACACACAGCUAGCACAAUGCGUACCCUUUCAGUCACUGGUGAUGUAUGGGAAUGAGGACAUUGCUUGUAAUACACACACUUUCAAAUGUUCUGCUAGACUUUUGUUGUCUUUGACUGGUCGUUCAUCUGGAUUCCUAUCUUCUGCUCCAUCUGUCACGCUCAGAUCAUGCUGUCACGUGACGCCAGGAAUACGGCCUGGGUGUCAUUCGAUGGGAGGAAGAGACAAGAGAUCUGCCAUGGAGACAGGUGGGCAACCUUUUCACCCCUCAGAGUCACCGAAACCUCCCUCUAUUGAAAAUACCACCAAACGUCAAACAAAAGCUGAUAAACAUGGAAGAUAGCCUGACGAACUCAACCCAAAAUGCAUCUAACUACCGCAAGGAGCCUGAAUACACAGACAGAACCAGUUAUAUCAUUAUAUUGACCCGUUUCAUGAACUCGAGACAAAAAUGUCACGUCACAUAAUGUUCCGUACUGGUUUUCCUUUAUGCAACCAGAGAUAAUUAUCUUCCUUGUCGCUGAAAUGCUAGCAGCCCAUUGAUAUACCAGUAACAGAUGACUCAGAGGACUCCUUUAAGGAAGUUAGUCUGCCAGUUUCAAGUGUCUCUUUCAGCAUUGUUUGGGUGAUUGCGAAUACCUGACAUGCCUCCCACUCAUACCUGACUGACUAUGAUGUUUGCUCUUUCUCUCUCUUUGGUCUUUUUCUUUCUCACUCUUUUGUCUUUUUAUCUCCAGCAUUACCAUCACUACUUCCUGCUUCCCCGUUCCCUCCAUCUGUUUCCGGGAUCCUGUGAACGACUGGUUUGAGAGCCUGGCCCAAUGUUUACACUGGAACGUGAGAAAGAAGCAGAACUACCUUAGCUCCGAGGAGGACGAGUUCUGACGCCAACAAUCUCGCCUCCCGGUGACGCCAU
This is a messenger RNA of Coregonus sp. 'balchen', 15243 nucleotides long. The record is from the annotation of a GenBank genome assembly. NCBI's taxonomy places the organism in Eukaryota, Metazoa, Chordata, Actinopteri, Salmoniformes, Salmonidae.